CAAAAGCAAAAGGCAUAGAACACCCGCAUAGACAAAACUCCCAACGACUAUCUCCUCUCUCUCUCUCUCUCUCUCUCUCUCUAAAACAGCCCAGAGAGAGAACAUAAACCAAGCACAAGAACAGAAAAACUCCGGCAGUCUUACCCACCCCAUUAUCUCCUUCUCUCUCUACAUAUAUAAAUAAGCUAAACAUAUUAUUGUGUAUAUAUCUAUAUAAGGUAAUCGGAGAAUGUCGUCACCGCCGCCGGCGACAACACCGGCUCCAACUCUACCACCAGGUACUAAUAACACAUCUCCACCACCCGCUGCUGCGACACCACCACCUCCAGCUGCGUCGCCGCCUCCAGCUAAUCCAACACCACCAGCCACAUCUCCGCCGCCAGCGGCCUCUCCUCCUCCUCCAGCCGCGAUUCCGCCGCCACCUUCCACCCCAGCUCCCACCACCUCUCCGCCACCACCAACAACUCCAGCUCCCUCCACCUCUCCGCCAUCUCCUCCAUCUUCCUCUCCACCUCCUCCUUCCGAUUCUACGCCGUCGAUCCCUUCACCGCCAGGGACAGCGAGAUCUCCGCCGGCGCCGCGAGCAUCGACACCGCCGUCGACUUUAUCUCCACCGUCGGGUGGGUCAUCGGGAAUAUCUACUGGGGUAGUGGUGGGUAUUGCUAUUGGUGGUGUUGUGAUUCUAGCUGUGUUGAGUUUGUUGUUCAUAUGUUGUAAGAAGAAAAGGAGAAGAGACCAUAGACAUGGGGAUUACUAUGUUCCUCCACCUUCUGGACCCAAAGAUGACCCUUAUGGUGGUCCAUUACACAAUUGGCAACAUAAUGCUCCGCCACCUGGGAAUCAUGUAGUCUCUAUGCCACCAAAACCUUCUCCUCCACCUGUUGUGGCUUCAAGGCCUCCACAUUCACCAGUACAAGUUCCUUCACCCCAACCUCCACCGCCACCACCUUACAUGAGCAGCAGUGGAGGCUCUGGGUCCAAUUAUUCAGGUGGUGAGAAUCCACUUCCACCACCUUCCCCUGGCAUGGGCAUGGGGUUCUCAAAGAGUACUUUCUCAUAUGAAGAAUUGGCAAUGGCAACAGAUGGCUUCUCAAAUGCUAACCUUCUUGGACAAGGUGGUUUUGGGUAUGUGCACAGGGGCGUCCUUCCUAAUGGGAAAGAGGUUGCCGUUAAGCAGUUGAAAGCUGGAAGUGGGCAGGGGGAGCGGGAAUUUCAGGCUGAGGUCGAAAUCAUAAGCCGAGUACAUCACAAACAUCUUGUUUCAUUAGUGGGAUACUGCAUCACUGGAUCCCAGAGAAUGCUUGUUUAUGAAUUUGUUGCAAACAACACCUUGGAGUUCCACUUACAUGGAAAGGGGAGACCUACCAUGGAUUGGCCUACACGAUUAAAAAUUGCUCUAGGAUCUGCAAAAGGACUAGCAUAUCUGCACGAGGACUGCCAUCCCAAAAUCAUUCAUCGUGAUAUAAAGGCAGCCAAUAUUCUUCUGGAUUUUAACUUUGAGUCAAAGGUUGCAGAUUUUGGACUUGCAAAGUUUUCUUCUGAUGUCUAUACUCAUGUAUCUACUAGGGUGAUGGGAACUUUCGGGUACCUGGCUCCAGAAUAUGCUGCUUCUGGGAAACUUACUGACAAGUCAGAUGUAUUCUCUUUUGGGGUCAUGCUUCUGGAGUUGAUUACUGGACACCGACCUGUUGAUUCUACUCAAACUUACAAGGAUGAUAGUUUGGUAGACUGGGCAAGGCCCCUGCUCACACGAGCGUUGGAAGAGGGAAACUUUGAUACACUUGUCGACACACGGUUGCAAAAAGAUUAUAAUCAGAACGAGAUGGCUCGCAUGGUUGCUUGUGCUGCUGCUUGUGUGCGUCAUUCUGCCCGGCGUCGGCCACGAAUGAGCCAGGUAGUCCGGGCCUUGGAAGGAGAUGUUUCCCUGUCCGAUCUUAACGAAGGAAUCAGACCUGGACACAGCACAAUGUACAGUUCUCAUGGAAGUUCAGACUAUGAUACCACCCAAUACAACGAGGACAUGAAGAAAUUCAGGAAGAUGGCAUUGGCUAGCCAAGAGUAUGGCAGCAGUGAGUACAGUGGUGGUCCAACUAGUGAAUAUGGCUUAUACCCAUCUGGCUCUAGCAGCGAAGGCCAACAAACCACUCGAGAAAUGGAGAUGGGAAGGUUGAAGAAAGAAAGUCGAGGUUUCAGUGGAAGUUCUUGACAACUCUUUGUAAAAAACCACCCCCAUUCACUAAUUCUCAUAACAUCAUUUCUAUGUUGCUGCAUUUUUAAAGAUGGGCAUGUUUUGAGUUAACAUACAGUUUUUCUACCCCUGGUUUUCUUUGAUUUUUCAAAAGUAUUUGUUUUAUUAAUUGUAUUUAUUAUGGCUGGCAUACACAACGAGAUAAUGAGAUACUGGGUCAAAAUUCUUUUAUUUGAUUUGAGUGGCUUCUUUCAAAAUUUUCUGGGUUGGAACCUUGAAUAUAUAGCUUG
This is a messenger RNA of Ilex paraguariensis (yerba mate), 2478 nucleotides long. Lineage: Eukaryota; Viridiplantae; Streptophyta; Magnoliopsida; Aquifoliales; Aquifoliaceae. The record is from the annotation of a GenBank genome assembly.